ACUGCCUGGUUUUUGCUCCGUACUCUCUGUCUGUUGUGUUCUGUUUGGUGUCAGUAGAAGGCUAACAAAGUCAAUGAGGUUCCGUGCGCCCAGAGCUGCUGUGUGUGCCGCAUCUAGAAUGUGGAGAAGGUAGGAGCGACCAGCUUUACCUGACCCUCACUGUGGUGAUUAAUGGCCCCUGCCAGAAGGCUCCAGGCCUCUGUUGGUACUCAGCAAGUUAAGCUCUGAAGAGAGCCUUGAAAAGGGUGCCUCAAGUUGCAGAGAUUUACCUGUCCAGGGCUUUGGAGAGCGAGAGUAUUAGUUUCCUGUGUCAGUUACAUUCUUUGUCAGUAUUAUGAUGAUUUAUGGAUUUGCAUGCGAAAGGAGAUUUGUGGAGCGGAUUUAGGGAAAAAAUUACAUGGGUUUCAGCCCAGGGUGCAGGGAGAAUGUCUCUAUUUUCUGAAGAGGUUGAUGAAUAAGAGCUGCAAAGGUGGUCACUGUUUGCAAAAGUGAGGCUAGGAGAAUCCAGCUGAAACCCAAGCAUUCUGGGAACCUGUGAUACCUGGGGCUGAGGAGGGGGCACGCUGAUGCGAUGCCCCAGGUCCUGACCUAGGAAAAGUUGGUUAUGAUCACAGGAAAUGCAUGAUAUAUUGAUUUGAGUUCAUGUAUUUGCAAAUUUUAGGUCCUCUGAGUAUUUAAUUUGUUUAUAAUGGAUCCAUUGCUAGUAAUCUUCUCCUUAUGUAAAAUAAAAAUAUGAUUUCCUCUCUCUUUUCCCUGUUUUUUUUUUCUGUUCCUUCCAGUGUUAUACAUGUAAAGGCAGUUUUAAUGUGAUCUUCUAAUGUGUUAAAAAAAAAAAAGGCUAAUGGGCCUUAUAAGUUCUUAUACUUUAAGACAAAAUUAUAUUUAGAUUUCUGAAAAUGUAUUACCAAUCAGUGCGCUCAUUGGUUUUAUUUCAUUUUUAGUAAAUUGGAAGAAUAAUGGGUUUUGCAAAUGUGCUAGAUUAACCCACACACCUGUGUAUUUGACUUGAUUUCAGUUCAGCUCAUCCAAAAAAUUAUUAAAUGAAUAUAUCAGAAUAAGUCGUAUCAAAAGAAAAACCUCACAAAUUUUGUAUGCUGAUUAUCAGACUUGAUAAUGUUGAAGAAGCUCCACAAAAUUAGCCAUAAAUAUGGAAAAAUAUUGUGUAAAUAAAACUGCCAAUGGCAUAUAAAAUAGUCAUUUUAGAAUAUCAAUAUGUCACUUAAAACUGUACCGUGUUGUUAUUUCUUGAGUUCCUAUAUUUCAUUCAGAUUGGCUGCUUUUGGAGGCACAAUUUCAGCUUGAGGUUAGUGGUAGAGCUAACAUAGAUAGAAUUUUAGAUGAAUAGUUUUAAGGACAGCUUCAAGCGAUAAAGUCCUUGAAGUUGUUUAGAUUUUGAACAUAACUUAACCCUGAUAAUAUUAAAAACAUUCAAAGGAUGGCUGGUUGUUAGUGACACUGUAACUCUGAGCAGGAGCCACUAGAACUCGAGUUAUCUCAUUUUAUCUAUGCCUCAGGUGAAAAUAAACUUUGGGCUUUCUGUAUUUGUUUGUGAUUUGUUUUUUUUUGUUGUUUGUUUGUUUGUUUUGUUUUACUGCAAAAAAAAUCUACAGAAAUCUUCACAGUUUCUUAGGAGUUAUUUGAAGUGGCUACAAUAUUACCAAUUAUCAGUAACUUCUCUUAACUCAUUAUAAAUAUUUAAGUAUAAAUAUAAAUAUUUCUCUCUAGUUAGCUGGCCUCUACAAAAACAUUUUCAAGAGCUUUUUAUUGCUGUUUGUGGCAUAUCGCAUCGCACUAUGCUAAGAAAAUCUUUUUCUUCUAACAUAUGACUAUUAGAAAUUAGAAACGUGUUUAUAUUAUUCAAGUUUUGGCUUUUGAUGGACAAUCGAUUUAGAAUUAUCACUUCUGAGAGAACUUUUUUGUGGCUAAAUGUGUUAGCAGUCCUAAGCAAUACAUUGAUGUAUUAUAGCCCUUCUUCAAAAGACUAGAAAUAUGAUAAAAAUCCAGUUAAGGUUUAGGCAGAAAGAAUAAGAUAAAUUUGAGCAAUUUCCGGCUCCCAUCACUGCUUAAUUGGUAGUUCUAGAGCAUCUCCAUCGUCUUGGGGCUGGGGUUUACAUAGCAUCCAUUAGCUUUGUUGUAUUCUACUACUGAUAGGCAGAUCUCAUGCCUUGCCCCCAUCACGUGUGUAUUUUUACUUGAUUUCAGGAAACUGUGCUAGACACAGUAGCACUUUGGCUCUAGUAGAUCUAGAUUUCUGUAUUUUUAGAUCUCCAUCUCCCUUAUUCUUUUUUUUUAAGUUCAAACCAAAUUAUGCAACGUGUCUGAUACAAGAUCCUUCUAAACCUUGUUUCAACACAUUCUUGAGUAUUUGUGUAGCAGAUAGUAGAAGAUUGGGCUAGCACUCUCUGAUGGUGAUCAGAUUAAAGAUAUUGAUGUUCUCUUUAAAUACACAUUUACCAGUAUAAAUAGUAGUAAAUCUAUUACAACCUAUCAAUGUCAACCCAUACCCUAGCCCCAGUGAAAUAGCCCCUCUCUCUUUCAUAGACUAAGAGAGGAACAUUUACAGUGUGGUUGGUAUCCCACAGACACACGUGGUAAUACAACAGUGAGAGAGAUGGAGAUCUCUCUCUCUCUCUCUCUCUCUCUCUCUCUCUCUCUCUCUCUCUCUCUCUCUCUCUCUCUCGGUUCUUUCAGGCUAUCUGGGUCAAGGAGGUGGGGAGAAUUGCCUAGCUUUGUUUAAAAGCUCUGCUUUGCCUACAGAGAGAGGGAAGGUGGGGGAGGCUGAGAUGAGAGGGAAGGGACUGGUAGUGGGGAGAGGGAGGGAGGAGAGACAGACAGAGACAGAGAACUUGGCUCAGUAUCGUGUCAUCGUUUUAGUACAAGGCAUGAACAAGCAUUUGUGCCGUGUGCCACAUCUGGCGACCUUGAGUCACUGUGAAGGCUUGGCACAAGAUGAUAUAAAGCAUCAUCCACAAAGGUCUUUAGAGCCAUGGAAGAAGAGAAGACAGGCUCUCUGGAGGGAUGACCCAGGUACUUUGGUUAAGGAAAGACUGUGGGAAAUGAUACUUGAGCUCCCUCUCCUGCUGCAGAAGGUUGUCCUGGUUUCUUCCCACACGGUAACUCGCUACCCUUGCAGCCCUGUCCCACUAUCUCAUACCCCUUCUCGUCUGAAGGGACUUCAGCAAUGAAGCUGUGGUGGUGCUUGAAGCCACCGAUCACUCCCCAUUUCCAGCCUUUGGAAUCUACAUGUGAACUUCUUGUCUGCUUAGAUCUCUGGAUCUUGAUCGUCUACUUUAAACCAUAGUUCCUUGUGAUCUUGGCACUUGGCAUCUCUACUACCCUUUCCAGCAAGUUUCUUGUUUGUGAAUAGCCCAAUAAUCACACCAAUUGAGCCAUGUAUUAAUGCAGAGAAAAAAUGAACCAUAUUAAAUUACAGCUUAGGAGAAAUGAUCCACACUUAAAAAAAAAAAAACCUAAAAAUUAACAUAGUAGAAUUAAAGUCUAGAAAGGAACAAAUUCCAAAGUGUACCACUUAAAAAUAUUCUUAUCAAAUGCACAGAAAAAGGAGCAGAUGCCGUUUGGAAAUUGUAUCGUGCCCACUAACAUGUAAACAUUCAAAGCCUUCAUCUUCAAAUUGUAAUCAUCUACAUUUUAUCAGAAAGUAUGAAGAGUUACAGCUUUGGAAUUCAGACAGUUGUGGAGUUGGUCUCCGCAUUAACUGUGAACCUUCUCAUAGGCUCCUUCAGUGUUUCUGAAACAUUGUAAGAACCUGGAAAUAUGAAGGUUUACCCUGUGAGCUAUUUUAUGGUCUCUGUCAUCGCCAGUGAGAUUUUUUCACAAACUAAAUUUUUCAGUAAAAUCUAAUUUCCGUGUUGAAUUGUAGUUCUGGUUUAUUUAUUUAUGUUUAAUUCAGGAGGAACUGACAAGCUUUAAGUGGUCCGAGAUAAUUUUGGAUGCGUGGAUCCUGAGGAAAAGAUCCUAAAAUAAGGCUGGAGCAUCUCCAAGAAAAUUUGAGGCAUGAGUGGGUCCUUAGGUGGAUUUGAGAAAACAAAACCGUAGCACGUAUUUGAUACCAUGAUACCAUAUGAUCCCCAAGCAUCAUGAAUCCUUAGGUAAAAUACAAUCUUUCUGUCUGGACUUAACUCUAUUUUUAUAGAAAGAUUAUCAGAUACAUCAGUGAAAGUGGAAAAUAUUGACAGUAUUUAUUUUCUUGGAUUUUUAAAAAAUCACAUUAAAAAAUUGAAGAUUUUAAAUAUACUAGUAAAUUCAUACUUUCAAGUGUUUUGUCAAAUGAUUUCUCAAGAGAAAUUGCUAACUUGUUUAUUUCUUAGUAGGAGCCCAGAAGUUAUAUGGUUGAAAAAUACACUAUUUUAAAACAUGCUGGCCAUCAUGCCUUUUGACAGUUGUCUUAAGGAAAUUACAGACACAUUGUUCUGUAUCGUGUGACACAUUUUCAUAUCAACACAUUUUAACCCAAGCAGAAAUACAAUCCCUUCUUAGUAUGAUUAUGGCAAUAUUAAAUGUGACAUGAGUAAACUAUCUAUCAGCUACCUGGACUAGGGCUUGUGUCGGGAACUCCAGAAGCAGCUGGUCUUGUAAGAUAGACUAGAAGGUGUCUUCAAGGUUAUUUUCUUGUAGUGAUGCACACAACCGUAGUGAUGAUGCACACAGCCGUCAUGGUUUACAUUAACAGCAGGUCAGCUCCAAGCAUCAAUUUUGAACUUGGUGUGCUCACAUUCUAGCUAAAAAUACUAAAAUAUGAGAUUUGAUUACAUAAAUGGCGUCAAUAAUUUCUGAAAAGAUACAGUAAGGAAGGAGAUACAAUUAAAUCGUGCAAAUAGGACAAGAAAUAUCCACCCAGUUUAUACAACAUAUAGAACACAGCACCAUGGAUUCUGUAAGAGCCGAGAAAAUCAUUGUCACGAACUAUUUAUUUUUUCAUGCAGGAGAUGCAGAAUUCACUAAUCCACUCUUAAGCUUUAAGUUCAGUAAUGUGUUUUUCUGGACACCAAUCUCAUCCUCUCUAUUGCUUUUAGAGGCUAAGUAAAACGUUAAGUUUUGUAUGAGCUUCUGGGGUAUGAAGUAAAUACAGGAGGACUGUAUACUCUUUGCAUUGGAGACUCAGUAUUUCAGAAAGCACAGACAGGAAAUAUGCACCAUUUGGCAUUUGGCAUUCCAGGCUUCCAGAAGUUUCCUUAAAAGAUUUCAGUAUUGUUGGGAAUUUCAGAAUAAUCUUUCCUGCAACUUUGGAACACACUUUCUCCCCUUCUUCUAGAGACUGCCGGUGUGCAUAUUUUAAAUCUGAAGAGGAAAAAGAAAGAUAAAAGUCGGCAGGACAAAAAUGAAGACUUGCCACAGAGGGCAGAUUCCUGUAUCUGUCUACUCAGAGCUUGUCUUUGCAAAUUAAAAAGUUAUAGACUUCAGAAUCUCCAAGGAAGCCAGACCAUUUCAUUCCUCCUGCCAGAAGAGAGUAUGUGUGUGUGUGUGUGUGUGUGUGUGUGUGUGUGUGUGUGUGUGUGUGUGUGCACGCGUGUGCUUUUCGCGCACUCACAGUUUGGGGGCAGGAGGCUGCUUUUUUCUUCUCAGUUGCCUCCCUUAAGGUAGGCGUGCAACAUAAUGCCCCGAGCCUUCUCCAGUGCACAUGACUCUUUGUGAUUAAGUUUUCAGACUCAGUGUUACCUAUUAAGAUUUACCAAGAUGUCCUUUAAGAGCUCAGCAGCGAGAACAAUACAUCUGUGCUCCCGUGUUGAGAAAAGAGAAAUACGUUUUAGGGAACUGUCAGCUUGCACUUUCUUUCUCACUUCCACUGAAGAGCAGCAUAAUUUGGUGUGGAAAUUUGAACUCUUAGCGGUUUAAUUACAGACACUGGCUGCAGGGCUCCUUUACCUCAGGAGGAGGAUGGUCCUGGGACUUUCAUGUAGUUUGCAAUGUUAAAGCUUGUUUUGGAGCAUCUGGCUUCUCUAUGGAUUUCUUGUUUAUGGACAUACAGAGAUGGGGACAGGAUAUUUGGUUGGGAGCCAUUUCCUUCUAGCUAUUAAAAGUUCACAGACUGAGCAGUGCUUAGAUUUUAACAGCAAAAAAAAAAAAAAAAAAAAAAAAAAAAAUCCCCUUCCAGUCGGUGACAAUUUGAAACAAUUUCCACAGAAUUUGAAAGGUUUUAUUUGAAGUCAUAAAUCAGAGACGGACCUCUGGGGGGGCUAAAUGCGAUUUCAUCAAAAAGAGCAAAGUUGUAUUUUCCUAAGGCAGACUAACCAUAGGCAGGCUGUUGACUGGCACCUGCUUUGUUUCAUUUUAAGAGUAAAUUGCAUUGAAUUUUAAGUCCGUAUUUCAAAGGAAUAGCCUGGGUCUGUACUGUCCAGGGCGUGUCUGUGUAGCCACUGUGUCCCCUUUCAAAGAGCAGGAACUUUCCUAAGACGCAGGCAGAUUCUGUAGUUUUAAGGACCGGAUUGUUUGAUCUCCGAACAGCAACACGGGAAUGAUGGUGUUCUCCCUUUCAAAGCUGCUUCCUGGGCAUAGCAAGCCCUGCCGGCUUUCACUUGAGCACACACGCCCCCUUCAUGGAAGUUAAGGUACUGCAGACGAUUCCCUGCAUCCCACCUCAGAGCCGAAAGCUGGGAUGAGCUAAAUUCUGUCCAGGUGUUUAGAUGUCAGUCCGAAACAAAAGCGAAAGCUGUACUUUUGCAAUAUAUAUAUAUAUUUUAAAGUUAUGACUCAGCCUCCGGGGCACUCAGGAGAGAUUCUGGGUGUGCGAAGCUUCAGUAGAUGUGUUUUGAUUAUUCGGAGAUUAUUUUGAUGAUUUGGAGAAAAAUAGGGGCGCGCCUCAGCUUUAUAGACCUGUCUUCAAAGCUAACUGGUGGGGAAAUGUCGUGGUGUCCUGCCACGCUGGUGCUGACUAAAGGGCACAUCCUUGUGAAGUAUGGAUUCAUAGUAGAAAGGUUUAUUUUCUCAAAAAAAAAAAAAAAAGAAAAAGAAAAAAGACCCUCAUAGUACACUCAGUCACGAAAAUUGGUACCAUUCUCAUUCGCUCUCUCACGCGCACAGAGAGGGAGAGAGAGAGAGAGAGAGAGAGAGAGAGAGAGAGAGAGGCAGAGAGAGAGAGAGAGGCUAUUUCAUCACUACUUGCUGUUAACAUUUUAGAAAUUUUCAGAAAAUGCUCUUUUGGAACAAUGAUUUUGAUAUCCUCUGUGAAAGAGUAUCUGCCUGCCUGAAGCAUCCUCCUCCCUCCCAGCCCAUAUCAUUUUAAAUAUGCCUCCUGGAUUAUACUUAUAAUAAUAUUGUAAUGGCUCUCAUUCUCCUGAUCGGCACAGUAUAUCAUUAUAUCAUUAGCUGCUAGGAGAAAGCGGUUUCAAGUAGGUGGCUGAUUCUUGGCGGUAAUGUUUUCAAGUAACCCUGUUUGGGGAAUUGGGCCAUUGCACAGGUGCCCAGGUGUGCUAACAUGGGGCUCAAUAAUAUUUUCUGGUUUGCUCAUUACGACAUGAACUUGGAGGAACAAAAUAAUUCAAUAACAAGUAGUGUCUAAAGCCUAGGCUGCCGUUUCAACAAACUCUAGUGAUUUGGAACGCUAAGCAAAGGGAAUCAAAGCCUAACUGAGGUGGUACCUGGUACUCAGCUCAUCGAAGCGAAAGAGCUGCGUGUUUGUGACUUGGUAAUCACCAUCAUCACCGGCAUUGAAAAUAAACCAACCGCAGUAACUUCCGUACUAGUUGAAAAUAAGGUUCGAAAUGGCUAUGAGUUCUGCCACUUAAUACACAGGCAUAUACUUUAUGGGUAAAAUUUUGUUGUUGAAAGUACAUGGGUCCCUCACAUGGUACCUUGAACAUGAAGUUUAUUUGUAUAAGUACCCAAGAUAGCAAUCCAUAUUAUCUAUAGUUUCAUUGAUACAUGAAAUGAAAUUCAGUGCAUUUACUGUAGGUCAGAAGUGUUAAGGUUUGUAAAAUUCAGACCACAAUAGGCAAUUGCUAGGCAAACAAAGUCACAUUGGUAUGUUUGUUCAAGGAUACCCAGGAACUCCAGGCUUCUCAGUGGGAUGGAAAGUGCGUGUUCUCCCACGCUCUUGUUCUCAUACAUUCCUAUUACAUUUGAUCCAUUCAUUUACAUAUUUUUAAAAGAUUUAUUUGUUUUGUGUAUAUGAGUACACCAUAGCUGUCUUCAGACACACAGGAAGUGAGCAUCAGAUCCCAUUACAGAUGGCUGUGAGCCACCGUGUGGUUGUUGGGAAUUGAACUCAGGACCUCUGGAAGAGCAGUCAGUGCUCGUAACCCCUGAGCCAUCUCUCCAGCCCCUUCAUUUAUAUUUUGUCAGAUUUGCUGUAACUCAAACUAAAGACUAGACGGUCCAUGAGCUGUUACACAUGACUGUGCCCUUACUAGUCCUUCAUUCUUUAUGAAAUUGGGUGUGGUGUCAUUGCCUUUUAAGCAUGGCUGGCCUUAUAAAGGAAGGCUUGCAUUAAGAAAACUGAAAAGCCCAUAUGACAUCACAAGUAGACUUCUGUCACUUUUAACCUCUUACUGUCCCAUCAGUCACUUGUUCCCACCUUGAGUCAGGUAAAGCAUGAGCUUCUGGUCUGUCCCAUACAAGCUGAGCACAACACCUCUGAGUGUGACUUGCAAGGCCAUCUCCGUGGAACGAGUCCAGGGUUAACAGGAGCGGAGCCUGAUAGGAGCUCCGGCCCUUCCUAACUUGAUGCUGGAUUUUCGCGCCCUCAGCGCCCCUAUUAGGUGGCAAACCUGGGAAUGUGCGUCGUGCCUGUGAGUAAAGGUGGCAGUGCACUCAUAGCAACAUCCUGAGUGACAGUAUGUCAUCCUGCAGAACUCAUUGGCAGCUGCAGCCUUACAUCUGGGUAAAGAAGCUGAGGCCUGCAUAUAGGAGACCAUGCAGUGUGUGUGUGUGUGUGUGUGUGUGUGUGUGUGUGUGUGUGUUUGUGAGAGAGAGAGAGAGAGAGAGAGAGAGAGAGAGAGAGAGAGAGGUGCUUGAGAGCUACACAGGCUGUAAACAAGAUGCUGUCUCUGCUGCCUACAGCCAUUCAGCACCCUGUGUAGGGCAAGGACACUCUGCACUAAGAAUAUUGUUAACACAGCAUUUGGCAAGGGUAGGAAGGUACUUGCCCAGCAUGCACAAGGCUCCCAAGUUUAAUCCCCAGAGAGCCAUCUCUGCUUUAAAAGCAUUUGACUACCCAGAUUAAAAUAUCAAAGUUUUCGCCUCCCUGGGGACUGACCACCCAUGUCUCCAUGUGGUCCUGCGUACAACCCCUGUGGAGCAGCUCCAAGGGGGGUAAAGGCAAGCACCCAUGAGAGCAUUGUUUUCCGAAAUACAGAGACUAGGUGACAGAGUGGUUGAGACAUGGGGACUGGUCAGCUUACCUGGAGUUCACUGCACUACUUACUAGCUACACAUGACAUGAGUAUGCAAUAGCUUGGUUGUGGUAUCACCAUUGCACGAUGAACUGGAAAUUUCAGCAGCAAGGAAGCUACCCCUCUUUUUGCCAUUUGAUGGGAAAUAAUCUAACAGGGUGGCUGAGGUCAGAGCAGGUCACGACAGAACAGAGACUCAGCUGCACACAGGAUGUUGGCUCAGCACUGGUCGCUUGCUUCUGUUUCGGGCGUUGCUUCGGAUGCUCUUUGGGUUCCUUCAUCUUGGCCUCGGUCAGCCUUCUUUAAUGACGAGCCAUACAGCUCUGCAUAGGUGCUGCCGUAAGUACAGUAGGCCUAGAUGUCCACCCAACACCACUCCUGAUAUCUUGCUUUUAUAGUCAACAUUAGUUUGUGUCUAAGUCAGCCUUGCCUCCAAUUAGUUGAGAGGCGCAUGGUCUUUCCUUCAUUGUGUGUAAGUGGUAUUCUCGAACCGGUCAGAAAUCUGUUUCCUCACGAGUGCUGCCCAGGCUACCUUUGUAGGUGUGGCUCACAUUCCUAGCCCAAAGGAAGAUGAUGGCCAAGUCUUUUAAUGGCAUCUGGCAGGAUAACGGUGUGUGGAUCAGCCAGGGCUUGGUGGCCUCCUUGGCUUGUAUUUAUCACAGAAAGAAGAGCUGACUGUCUUUAGGGCAGUUUAGGUCCAUGUCUGACAUUAAAUAUGUUCAUGCGCUCACACAGGCACUUUAUAGGAAAGCUGAAUAAUUUCUGGAUUCCAGCCACUGCUGUAUUGUAGGGUGUGUGUGUGUGUGUGUGUGUCUGUCCUCAGUGCCACUGGUGAAUUCUUAAAAGAAAAGUAAUUUUGCUCAUCACCUAUGGGAAACUAAAAACAGUUCAAAAAAAAGCAAGAGCCGGUUAGUGAACUCUUCUUGCUUUUAAAGAAUAAAAGGAUCCUUGUACAGGUGCUGGGGGUUGGGAGGAGCCUGCGCUCAACAUCCCUAGCAACCAGGCAGCAGGUUCAACUCCUCAGGAAAAGUCCUUGGCUGGUGACCGCCCCCACCCCCACCCCCACCCCCAGGAAGCUGCCGGGUCCAGGGUAGCCGCCCCCUCUUUUGGAGUCCUGGCCACCUUGUGGAUUACAAAGGAUAUUGGCUUUCUCCAAACUUCAUUGCACUUUGUCUCUUCAUGGAGUGAAUGCACUGGCAGUGGAGGGCUCGUGCUGCUCCCCCAAAUGAUCCCCGUUUUGUUCAGCAACACCAAACUUCUCCACUCGCAGUUCAUUUAUGGCUCUGAUGAGAGUGGUGUGUGUGUGGUUUUUUUUUUUUUUUUUUUUUUUUCCAGGAAACACACAUUUCACUUUUUGACCCAGGAGCAUCUGCUAGGAUUUUUUUUUUUAAUACUACUUUGGCAUUCCGAAAGUGUUAAUGUCUUUCAUAUCUGUUUAAUGCUAUUUAGGGAUAUUUACGAUCACCUCUUGGUUACUCGGGGUAAAGUAUGUCGCAAUUUUUUUAAAACAGACAGGAAAGCAUUCACAUGAGGAAACAGAUUGCUUUAAACAUGUGCUUCCUGUGACAGUAAAAAGAACAAAUUAGAUUUAACACUGUGUAAUGAAUGCAGAAAUGUGUACAUUUAAGCUUUUAAAAAGCUUUAUGUUCAGUUUUGGUCACAACAGAAAGUGAGUCACCUGAACAAACAAAUCAAAGGAGCCCCCAGGCCCAGUGUCCCCAGACUUCUGCAGUACCCAGCAGUUGUACCCCUUACCUUAGGCUCCUUCAGCACUCACAAAAGGGAGCCUUGGUGCCGCAAAGGGCAGGAGAGAAGCCUGAGGCAUUCUGUGGUUUCACAAGACUAGAUUCUGACCCUACAUUUUUAGUGCAGAGAAACCCAAAUGUAUUGGGAAGAAGAAAAGAAUCUGUUACUGGCUUGCCCCCACUCCCUUCACAAGUAGUAAAGAAACACACAUACACACACACACACACACAUACACACACACACACACACACACACACACACACACACAUACACACACAGAUACACACACACACCAACGAGACAAACAAACAAACAAACAAAAAACCUUUCUGAACCCACCUACCCCCCUGCUUUUCCUGGAAGAAAAAGAAAACCUGAUACUCACUAGCUAGCAUUUACUGCAAUUAAAUUAUGGAAGAAAAAGCUUCCUUAUAUAACUCCCUUCCUUCAUGAAAGCUGGCUCGCAGGGAGGGGCUAGAAUCUGAGUUCAUAGUUCUACCUCGCUUCAAAAUGCUGAACAGAGGGCACGAAUCCUGACCCCAGCAGAGGAGACAUCCAUAGCCACUUCUGCCUGCGCGCAGCAAACGGUGCCUUUCUGUUCCCCGUGUUCUCAUAGCUAAGGGUUUGUGGCAUGCCCUCCAUCGCUCUGGCCAAGGAGGGCCAGGACAGAAUCCCUCAGGGGAGGGCACGUAGUUUGGGGACAUCUGACUCUCUUACAGCACACACUGAGGUACUAAUAUCAAAACAGACUGCUUGUCGUCGCGCGGCGGGGCGGUGCUUUUUUUGGCUGCCGUGGUCGAAAUGAAAUGGGCAAGCUGUAGUCCGCUUGGCAUCCGAACGGGCUAAGGGAAGCUGGGAAAUGGGAGUCAGACUGUGAAUGCAAGUAACAGCCAAUGGUUAACUUCCUUUUUGUGUGUCACUUGGCAGAGAUGAGACUGAUGGCGAUUUUCUUUUCUUUCUUUUCUUUCUUUAAAAAAAAAAAAACAUGGGUUAGAGUUCAGUGCCCUGGGAAGAGCGGUGGAAGCUGUUAUUGUGUGUGUGUGCGUGUUUUUUUUUUCUCGUACAGUUGACUUGUCUUGAUUUCUUGAGGCCAGUACAGAUGUUUCAGCAGCCAGCAUCAGGAGAUGAAUCCAUGGCAGUCAGAGGCACUCUAUAGGUGCAAAGGUGAUCAGAGGAGAGUGGGUCCACGGAAAGUCUUGCUGCUGAUCAGUCCUGGGAAAGUCCAAUCCUCCAGAAGGCAGUCCUUUGCCAAAACAGAAUGCUCCCAAGUACACAGACACCCGAAGAUAUUUUAAAAUUAUCACGAGUCCACAUCCCUCAUUUCACAUUAAAAAUUCAAAUCCAUUUUGAACUCUGGGAAUACAGAGCUAAAAUGGUCAGAUUAUAUUCGGCUGAAAUGACCUCCUGACUCUUUGAGAGGCUAUUGCUCUUCCGUUAGCCACACUACAUCUUUGAAGAUUCUGGGGAAUGUGUGAUAGAGAACUCCCAACCUUUUCAAGAUUUCCCUAGUAUAUCUCUGUUUGCAGAGAGCUGCUCCCAAAGUCGAAAAGAGCGAGUUGCCAUCUUGAGGAGAGAAUUGCAUGUUUAGUGAGCACCAAAUGGUCUCAGUGUUAGUCUGGAAUUCUCAAUAUAGACGGUUGCUUUCAAAUACUGUUUAUUCCUCUCAAAACUUCCAAACGUUUACACACGAUAUCAGGAAAGAUGACCAACUCCGACAACCCCAGGAGCAGGGAACGAGGCUUAGAGAGAGAAGACCAUUUGUCUGAUAAUUACAGAGCAUCUCUUAAGAGUUCGAGCGAAUUCUGAUUAACCUUUCUGUUCCCACAUUCUCACAUGAAAUUAGCACACCUUUUAAAUUAUUAUCUAGUAUUUAAACACUAUUUUUUUUUUAGUGUUCUUAAUGCAACAGGUUCUAGAGACACCAAAAGUGUGGGGUAGGCUUCAAAAAAACCUUCAUUUUUCUUACAUUUUAAAUGUUCUGUUUGUGCAAAAUUUCGAGAAUCACCAUAAGGGCUUCUUUGCAUUUUUAAUUUAGUAACUAACAUAUGAAUAAAUUUGCAUAUUAAUUAGUUGCAGAUUAAAUCAUGCAUACAUAAUUGCCUCCUUACUGUGUUUAAUGUUUGUCAAAAUCUCCAGCCUGGUUUGAUGGAUGUCGUAUGAAAGAUUACAAUUUGAUGUACCCUUGGAAGUAUUUACACCAAUAAUGCUAGAUUCUUAAUAGCAGAAUUCUCUAGUUCUAUACAGUUACUAAUAAACAUGUAAGAUAGGUACAUGUCCCUUUGACUAAAUUUUUCUCUUUGCACCAGAUCAUUUACUAUUCAUAAUCAUUAAUGCAUCUCCUAAUUAUACAGCAUAUGUCUGUUAACCCUUUAGUUGCCGACGUAUUCCAGUAGUACCUUCUUUCUUUUUCUUGUCCUUCUCUGCAGAAAACCAGGUAUUUGAUAGAAUCCAGAUGACACCCUUCACUUAUUUCUAUGUUUCUAUGCUGUUGUGUAGAAACAGCUCCCAGGCCAUUUAUUUUAACACCCAGCUAAGAAUCAUCUGAAUACUUUAUCUUCUCUAGCUGAAGACCAACAAAUGACCUGUGUAUCCAACCCUCAUAGCUAUGGGAUUUUCCUCUUUUAUCAACUGUAAGAAUAAUUUGUGAAUUUCAGAUACUUUAUAUGAAAUAGUUAGAACAAAGACAUGCUGCUAGCACAUCUGUCUUAUUUAGGAAUAGAAUUAAAACAAGUAAAAUUAUUUGGUAUAUUUUAUUCUGUCCUAAAUAUUAUAAUAAAUUUAGUGUCUGAUCAAAAAGUGGCUGUGACUAUUUUGUAAGAAUUUGGAGAUCUUUACAUUUGAAAAUGCCCACAACACGGAUGCUCCUCAUUUGAUAAAGUAUAAAACCAUCGUUAAAUAUUCGUUACAAAUCAAUAUUUUACUUAUUUGGGUUUUUAAGUUUUAUUUCAUUCAUGUAAAAAGUAGACUAGGUUUUCCCUGCUUCUUUAGUAUGUAAGCUGCUUAUGGCACUAUUAUCCUACAUUAAUGAAUAUUCCUACUGUGUAAAAUAUUAUCCAAAAUGAAGGUGUUGAUGUCAUUUUAAUGUGAAAUUUAUAGUUAAAUUCAUAACACAUAAUGAGAAAUAUAUACACAGUUCUGCUCCAAUCUUGUUCAAGACUCCUGAGCUAUUCUGGUUUAUAAUUUGGAGUAUAUAUAUAUUUUAAAAUUAACUUUCAAUUUAGUUUGAAAAUCUGGAAAAUGUUAAUUCAUUUGGGCACUACCAUUAGAGGCCAAGGGAAAUUAAGGCCCAGGCCAAUGACAUUGCUUCCGUUGUAUAAAGAAUAGAUGCAGCAAAGGCAUGGGAUGCAUUUUGAGAAAUCUGUUUUAAAUAUGAGGACUUGUUGACCAACUCUGAAUUCCACAACGGUCAUAAUAUGUGACUUGUACCUGUUUUACCAUCGAGUGUGUCACAUUUAUAUGCCUCAUAAAGACUACAGAGAUUAAAAAGGAGGCAAACAUAAAUGGCCGAUUUCCUUUAUUUGAGUCUGACAUAGGAGAAAAAAUAUCCCUUGGUCGCUUACCUCAGGAACGUUUCCUUUCUCGUUACAAGGCAAAAAAAAAAUAGUUAUUGAUUUAGCAAAACAUCAUUUUGCAGCAUGAAAUAGCACAUUAAAUUAUUUAGCAAUGUGAAAAUGAACCGAAAGCUGCAAAACUCAUAAAAGGAAGCAAACAGUCAGACCCGAAACAUAUUUAUCCACAGCCAUUGUGCCUAGGUAAUUCAGGGCAUAUGGUAUGUAAAUGAUGUUUGGAGAUCCUUGCCAAAUCUGCACACAACGGGAUAAAUUAAGGACAGGUUUCCCUGGGUGUCAGUCCCAUGACUAUGGCCCGAAUGCUCUCUGCUCCGAUGUGUGUGCCUUGUUCUUGGCUUUUAGCAAGUACGGCACUCGCAUUCAGUGACGAAAUCCGGUCCUUAGCCGGCUUCUCAGGCGUUAUUCGUAAUUCCCCCAAAACUGCUUUAUGAUUCAAUUUAAAAUAUAGCACCAGUUUGCCAAACUUUCCUCUUGUUCCCACAUUUCAAAAGUAAGAUGUGAAUAAUUCAUCAGUAUAUGUUUGGAUACGAAGCCAUAUUUAAAUGGAUCUUCUCAACAAUGGAGAUGGAGCACUUCUUGGCUACUGAACUGAGAAAGGCGGGCCCAAGUCUGACUUUUUCCCAAGGUCAGGAUAAAAGUGUUUUCUAGAAUAGGGAGUAAAUUGUUUUGAACAUUUACAGAUUAUAGUUCCAUGUGAACCUAGUCACAAUUUAUGAAUUCAGCUUGAUAAUUCAAAUAAUUGUUAGCACUUCUUUUAUUUUUGAAUUACACUUGGAAAUGGAUGCUCUCAUUUCCAGAACAGAGAAGGCACCAGACCCAUCUCCAUUUGCAGUUCAUUUUCAGGCACCAAAAGGUUGCGCUCUCCCCUUCUUUCCUAAGCUGGGGGGCUCAGUGCGUGAAUUUUAAUGCUUCAUUUAUCCUUUUUGAAUAAUCUUGGAACAAUGUGAUUGCAGAUCCCACCUAAAUCUCAUGUCUCAUUCAUUACAGAACUUGAUUAUUUAGUGGAAUAAAUGUAAAACUUAUAUCUUAUAAAUAAAAGGUAUUCCAGGAUGUUGUAUUUAUAAGAUAUUUUUUACUGUGAAGAUUGCUUUACAUGAAUAAUUUUAAAAAGAUAGUGUCCUUAAUUAUGUUUUUAUUUGAAUUAACAAUUUGGGCUAUGCCCCUACUAUUACCACUUCAUUUAUGAAAAAAAUAGCAUAUUGAUAACUAUGUAGAAAACAGAAAUAGGCUUAGUCCUUAUAUAUUGCUCUGCAAAGCAGGUAAAAUUAGAGAGAAAAUACUUGAGGUCAGCAUCAAGCAAUGCUAUUUGAUAUAAAUUCCAAGUUUAUAUUAAUGCAAGUGGUUGGGAGUCUAAGGAGUGGACCUAAUUCCAUAGAGCCUAUGGAACUCCAGGCAAAGUUAUUCUGUGGCUGUCCCUCACUUCAUUGAAGCUACUACGCACAGCUGUGCUUGCGACUCAACCGCAGAGAGCAAGGCAAUAUUCAUUGGAAAACAAGGCUCAUCUUCCUUUCAACUUUAUGGAGAACUUGCAGCCUCCAAAGAACAACAAUGGAGUAAUCACAAGUUGCGAUUACAGAGCCCAGAUGAAAUGAAUCGCACAGGAGGCUGCUGUGGCGUGAGUUUACUUCCACAGUAGAAGCAUUGUGAAUGCCAAUGGGGUAACCAUCGCUGCAGUGCAGGCUUAAGUGACAGUCUUUGGACUAGAUAAGAAACGAAACACCUGUGCUUCAUUCAGAGACGCGAAGGUGUGUCUGGAGAUGUAAAAGAGACUUGAGAUUUUCAAUUUCAGCAAGGUCUUAUUACGAUGGUUAUUGUUGUUGUUGUUGCAAAGUCAUAAAUAAUAAAGUAUCUCAAUUGUGGAAAGUUAUUUUAUGAGUUGUUUGAUUCAAAAUGAUUAGCAGUUUAAUAUAUUUUUUAGAAACAAAUACGAAUAUAAAAAGAGAGAGAGAGAGAAAGAGUUAAAUGAAAUUUACAUCUUUCCAGACAGCUUGGCAUGUCAGGUAUAAAACUCUGGCAAUUUCCUCCCAAACAUCUGAUAAUUUGGGUUUAUGGAGGCAACCUGUACAGUUGUGAAGUAUUGUAUUGCUUCUGAGUGUUUUUCAGCUGUGACAUCAGUAAGUUAAAGAGACUUUCUAAAAGACUAAGCCAUAGAAAAAUAGCCUGGUGUAGUGUUUGCUUUCUGACAUAAUAUUCUUAGUAAGGGCCAUUGAAAGGAUAUGGCUGUAUGCAUACACUUCCUGAGUGUUAGGUAGCUUUUACCCAGUAAGCCUUUGAUAAGAAUUAUGGCUUAUGUAUAUCCAUAUCUGAAGAGUAUUUCAUGUUUGCCUUUACGGAAUGUUAGUACCACUCUUAUAUAACUCUAGUAAAACGUUCUACCUAUAGUUCUAGUAGAAAGUUCAUCAUAUUAUCAUAUUUUAUCAUAUUGUCAAAAGACGUUUAAACUCCCCCAAAGCUAAGAAACUGCCAUUUAGUAGACGUCACUUUCUUACAUCAUCAUAUGAAACCCACUUAGAAUGGAAUCCUUUUAAAAAUCAAAUAUCGCCUAAAAACCAAACCAAACCAAACCACAUAUUCAUUAUUCACCUACUAAAUGCUAGGCUCCUUGUUGGUGGGCGACCAUCAUGAAGACUUAUGCAAAGAUGACCUUAGUUGUUUUUAGAAGCGAGAAUGUCUUUUAGAAUACGUUAAAGAGGCCCAGGCCCAGUAAUGUUCAUUGUAGAGUAAUAACUGCAGAGGUUAUAUGACUCUUAAAAAUCCAGUGAUCGCAGUUACAUCAUAAAUAAUAUAAUCACAUCUCCCAUGGUAGCAUACCAUGCAACACAGAAGCAAAACCAGCCAUAUGUCACUGUAAUUAUUGUUGAGUUUCUUUGUUAUCAGCAUGUUUAACAAUGAGACAAAUAACAUGAUUUUUUUUCUAUAGUGCCUAGAAUCUGGUUAAUAGACUGAUUUGGCAAAGGAAACAAGCCAAAAUUAAAUAUAUGAGACUGGUAUGUUAAGAACGUUUAUUCAUUGUUUCCCUCUACAACAAGGAACAGUAGUGUCCAAGAAUGUGAGAAGGAGGUGUCAGUUAAGGCCUGUGAGGUGGAAUGGCUAAGGUAGAAUCUAGCUUGAAUAAGGACAGAUGACUCACUGAGGAAAACUAAAGACUCCACGAAAUGAACAGGAGUGUACAUCACACAGGUCGAGUGACCAAAUGACUGAACAGUGUCGCCUUUCAAAGUGACAAUGCAUGUAUCCAUUUUGGAUACAUUUGGAUACACAUCUUUGGCAUGUUGCUGGCUCUGUUAACUGCUCCACAGAAAUGAAGGGAGUCGAGGUCCUUUCCCUAGUGCCCUCUGGUGAAGCGUGCCUGUGAAGGAGCAUGCUCUCUGUCAGCGCAUCAAAUACAACGUGUCCCACCUCUCUAUUUCAGUAGCUCAUUAAUAGAAGCAAGAGAAAGACCCAACUAUGAAAUCAAUAAUAAUGAGAACAUUUGAAAGCUAGUGGAAUAGCUACCAUAUAAUUGUGUGUUAUCAGUAAAAGUAGCUUUGGUGCUAUUUUUUUAGCUUAAUAAUAUGCAAUUAUUUUUAAGAAGACAUAAUUCUCAAAUUGAAGUUCUAGCUAGUUAAGCGGUGUUUAUCUGGCAAACCUUCUCUCUGAACUUGAAUUCUUUUGUUUCUCUUUCUUUUGUUUUGUUUGUUUGUUUGCUUGCUUGCUUGCUUGCUUUCUUCUUUCUUUUUGACAGGGUAUGUAGCCUUGGCUAGCUGGCACUCACUAUAUAGACCAGGCUUUCCUAGAUUUACAGAGAUCUGCUGGCUUCUCCCUCCCAUGUGCUGGGAGUACAGAUGUGUGCAACCACACCUGGCAAUUUCUUUCUUAGAAAAAAAAAAUACCGUAAAUUACAUCUUGCUCAUCUAGCUCAUGUGUGUGGCAUGCUAGGCCUGCAGAGGUCAGGGGGCAAUGUUCACGAGUUGGUUUUCCCCUGCCACAUGGGUUCUGGUGGCCCACCUGACAGCAGGUGCCUUCACCUGUAUCUCUCUAGCCCUCUUGACUUGACUCCUUUCAUUGUGGAAAGAAGAGAAAUGAAUCUGAGGUUAGUGUCUUUCUUUCUUCACCCAGUUAGCAAAUGUGUCAGAGCUCUGAUUAUGUGUCUGUGACAACUGCAACAUUGCUGUGCUGGGGCAAUGACAUAGAGGCACGAUUUAUUUAAUAGCAGUUCAUGUUAUUCAAUAUUUGUGGAAUAACAGACGUAUCCCAGAAUGAACCUUAUCUAGAAAGGGCUGCCCUUCAUGGUUCUGGACUGUAGAGCCUUCCAGAUCCCGCACACAUUGUGGCCACAGUGUUUGUUUCCCAAAAGUCACAGCAAUUAUCAGAGAGGCUUUUCUUGGUAAGAGAUCGAAGUAACCCUCAAUUAUUCUUCUAUGUUUUGAGUUGAUCUUUCUGAAAUCCUUUAUUACAAAGCAAUGUUGUGAUUUUAGGGGUGACGAGGAGCUUUCAGCUCUAUGACUUAUUUUCCAUAAGAAGAAAAAAAAAAAGGUUUAGUUGAACCCAGAACUUGUUCAGAUUUUAAAAGGAAGUGAGAAAUUCAGCUAGCAUUUGCAGUUGUGUUUUUGUAGAUUCUGCAGCUUGUCCAGUGAAUUUCCACAUGGGAAAGGAUGUUGGGGCUCACAUGCUCUCUUUAGUUUUUGUUGUUGUUUGUAUUGUUUUGUUUUGAAACAGGGUUUCUCUAUGUAUGCCUGGCUGUCCUAGAACUUGAUCUGUAACCCAUGCUUGCCUCAAAAAUCACAGAGGGCUGGGAUUAAAGGCAUGUGCGACCACCGCUUGGCAUUAAAGUCUAAGUAACACAAAUACAAUCAACUUAUUUUUUUUCCUUUUUCAUAUUUCAUCAUUUUCAUUGUAAACUAUGUAAACAUUUAAUAAUUGUACUACUGUUUCUAUCCAAGGAAUAUGUCAUUCUUAGGAAUCUAUAUUUUAUGAGGUAAAUCUAUACAUGUUUUACUAUCAAAGAUAUGAGGAACCAUUAACUAUAUGCAGCUUAGUAUCGCUAAUAACUCUGAAGGGUGCACAGUGUCUGCACUCAACGCGUAAAGCUGACAAUUUCCUGUGUGCUGUCCUUUCCGAUCCAUCCCUUUGCAUAGCCCCUACACAUGUACCUUAAAGUACAAAGGUAACCAAACAUGACUCGCAAGGCCUGAACAGAUGUCAAAGUAUGGGCCAUAUCCUGUAAUAAAAAAAUAAUUGACCAGUUAUUUUAAGUCAUUUUUCAACUUAAGUAUUUCAUAGUCACGUUCAGAGCAAAGCAAAUGCCGACAUUUUGGGAAGUGAAUAUCCUGUCAAGCAAAAUAGAGGAAACUUUCAUGUCACUGACUGGGAAGCAAUUUCUUUGCAAUUUGGUACCAAUAACAAUAAUGCUGAGCUUGGAGAAUGGCCCCGUGGGUAAAGCCUGUUGACCUGAGUCUGAUUCCUAGAACAUACAUGGAGGUAGGAGAGAAUAGUCUUCUAUAAGUUGUCUGCUACAUACAUGUACAUGCACAUACAUACACACACACUAAAAAAAAUAUUUUUUUUAAUUUUAAAACAUUCUACUAACCUCUUUUAAAUUAGUUAUUUUUCUCAGCCAUAAAUGGAGAGUGGUUAAGACCCUUGCUCCAUAUUCCUUGCGAGCUGUCACCAGGCAUCAUAAUUAACUUGAUCUAGUGUUCAGAGUCAGCUUAUGUCAACAUCAAACUUUUACUGAGAAAUUCUUAUUUUCGUGUUGUUCGCGUUAGACAAGUGCUCAAUUGUUUAUUUCAGUUUCCCUAGCAGUGGCCCAGAAUUUUUCUUAACUGUGCCUUAGCUCUUACAGAGCAUUUCUUCUAAGAUCCUCGAGAGAUUUUCCUGACAUGUUGCUGAAGAGGAUGCAAGUCUUGUCUCCCCUGUGCUGCUGUGGCCAUACCUGUGUUUCUGUGUAGGGAGAGGACUUAAGAUCAAUGGGACCGAAGGUCACCCCCAGGUCAUUUAGCAUGGAGGAGCACAGAGUUUAAAACAGGGAGGAAUCACUGCCCAGUACAACCCGUUCCCUUGCCUUUAGGGAGGCCUGGCCUGUUCCUGCUUCCUCCUUAAGAUGCUGUCAAUUCUAGAACAAAUUGGCUUCCAGUGACACAAGAGAGCAUUUUAAGCAGAGUCUUUAUAAAACAGGAAUCUGAACUGGACACUUGAAGGUCAGUAUGGUGCUGUCCUUGAACACUCUCUGCCUUAGAGCUUGCUCACUCUUAUUACCUGUGUUUCUAUUAUAAGCACUGUCAGAGAUCGCCUCUCCAGUAUUUGAGAGUUGUUUGUUCUCUGUCCAGCAAUUUGCCGUUCUACUCACUCAAUGAUGUCAAACUAUUAAAUGUAAUCAACAGAAACCUCAGGAAAUUGCUAGAAUUCCACUCCAGAGGGGGUUCACAAGCCCUAGACAAUUAGUCUAUUUUGAAUGAAAAUUACUUGCUUUGUGGUACUACCCCCACCCUGAUUAUUAUUGAGCAAUGUACUGGGAAACCAAAUAUCUAUUCAUAAAUUUGUAAAAAAAAACAACAACAACAAAAAAGUGUGUUGUUUUGCUGUUCGUCCUGUGUACAAAUUCCAGUGAGCUUCUUCAUCAAUCCAUUUUCAGUGGGGGAAAAAGGAGUUUUCAAAAGUAGUUCUUUAGCCUAACAAAUAGGCUCAGAAUUUCUCCCUUUAAUUUUGGAGUAACCUUUUUAAGCCUGUGCAUCAAUAUGAAGAGACAUAAUCAAUACGGAGAGACAGACAGCCGUUUUCACAUUUCAUUCAGUUCAGACCUGAGGUCUGGCCUGGGGCUCCCAGUCCAGGAAACGCAGCAAUCUGAGUCAACUUCCUCAACCCCUGUUUUCAUAUUGUCCAGUGUGACGCUUCCUCCUUGUACCAAAAUAGAAGUGGUUUGUUUGUAGAGGGUGCUUAGAGACAUGCUAUGGGUCACAGGGUAUUAGGAUAAUUGACUAAAAACAAUUUUUUUUCCCAAUACUUCCAGAAGGAAGAGACUGAGACAUAGGGAAAAACUAAAAAAAACAGAGUGAGUUUCCUCUUCUUAAAUAAGAUGUCCCCUCUCUGUGUUCAGAAGUAUUGUUUGUGUUAGCUUUCGUGAUUCCACUUAGUAUUUGAGACACGAUGGCGUGUCUCAGUAUCGAAGUUACUCACACUUGUGUAACCUGAGGAUAGGAGGUUUGGAGAGUCCACCCUACAGUUUCCACCAGGAUCAAGCAGGCCCAUCUGUGUCUUCUGCUCCCGCUAUCUGGUGUCCAACUUUAUCUUAUCCUAUAGUAGGUUAGCUCAGGCUGGUCAAUUUGUAUGAGGAGUGGCAUCUCGGACCUCUGGCUUAGUGAACUGCAUAGCCAUUGAGAUCAGUUAGUUAUGAAACUGGCAUGCUCAUAGGAUGCUUCUGCACAGCACAGUGAAAGUGGGUGGGAGGGUGGAAUGGUGAGUCCAGCCGGAGGAAGUACACAGGAUCCGGGGACCCGGCUUUCAACAUUGAUUCCUCAUGAUCUGUCUGUCUCCCAGAUAACAUGCAAUCCACAAUGGAAAAGGAGGAAUCUCUUUCUCCAGAGGAGGAAGGAUAAGUUCCCAAUGGUCAAAGUCAAAUAUUUAUGGAACAAAUCUGAUUCAAAACCAAUAUUUUUUUCACUGCUUACCUUAGCAAUCAGUAUGGAGUACUUAAAAUCAAUGUGACUCUGAGCUAUCUUGUCCAGCCAUGAAGAAAAUAAAUAUUUGGUCACGUCGUAAGCUAUUUAAAAGUCUACACAUGAGCCCAAGCCAUAAAAGAAUCAAGUUGAAGAUUACAUAGGAACUUACAUCUAGGAAGUCAUGGUAGAAAUUCAAUUCCAUAGUCUCUGCUAAUAUUGCUAAUAUUUGAUUUAUUUGUGUAGUAAAAGCUACUUCCAAAAUAAAUUCACAUAUCUAGUAGCCUAUAUUAACUUCUAAUUAUUAUUCCAUGAGGCAUUUUCAUGCCACUGAAAUGAUUGUGUGACUCUUACCUUAUAUUUUAUUUUUUUACACUCUUUUAUUUAUUGUGUGCGCAUGCAUAUAUGUCUGUGUGCCCGACACAGUGUGAAUUUGGAGAUCAGAGAACAACAUGCAGAAGUCAAUUUUCUCCAACAUGUGGGUACCCAGGGAUCAAACCCAGGAAGUCAGGUUUGGUGGGAAGACCCUGUAUGUGCUGCACCAUCUUAUCAGCAUCUACCCCAGAGUUAUGAAUACCGUAUUUAUUUAUUUUAAAUAGAUUAACUUUUAACUAUCUAACGAUUAAGAUAGCUUUUAACUAUUUAUUUGAGCUAAAUACAUUCUCUUAAAUAAUGAGGUAGUAACUAAAUAAGCAUUUUAAUGAGAGAAAAGCGUUAAAAUUGUUUCUUUUUAUUGUAGCCUUGUGUUUAAGUGUGUGUGUGUGUGUGUGUGUGUGUGUGUGUGUGUGUAUUGGGGGGGUGCACAUGAGUGCUCACAGUAGCCAUAGAGUUCCAGUGGCUAUGGAAGUGUAGUUACAGACAAGGUUGAGCCACCUGAAGUAGGUGCUAGGAAUCGAAUUCAGGUUCUCAGGAAGAGCAGCAUAUGCUUUUUGAACAAUCUCUCUAUCCCUCAAGAAAACAUUUUUAAUGUAGACCUCUUCAUUGAGAGUAUUAGUAUUAGUAUUGAUUUGUUGAGACAGAGUUUCUCUGUGCAGCCCUGACUGUCCUGGAACUCACUUUGUAGAGUAGGAUGGCCUCAUGCUCAAAGAUCCAUCUACCUCUGCCUCCCAAAUGCUAGAAAUAAAGGUGUGCACCACCAGGCUCACCUCUUCAUUGCUGUUUAGAGCACAUAAAAUAUUUUACAUUCUAAAUACCUCAAUAUCAAGACAGAAAUAGAUGUGGACAGUAGUUUAUCAGAGUUCACUAUUUGAUUGCAAAACUGUCUUAGUCUUCCAGUCAUCCCAGCAAAUGAGAAAGGACAGAAAGAGGGAGAGAGGUAAGGGGCAGGAUAAAGAGAGAGGGAGAGGGAGGGAGAAAGAGAGAGACUGACUGCUCAUGUCUGUGUGCCUGGGAGUCUCUGUACCUAGCUCAUUAUUUUGGUAAUUAGAUCUUUAAUAAAAUUGUAUGUCAUCACACCCAAUAGGAUUUUUUUGUCACUGCACUUUAAUUUGGAUAUUAAACAUUAACCCCUAAUUACAAGCCCUCAGAGCUUAUUCAAAUUUUUCAUAAUACAGCAGUCCAUGUAUAAGCAUUUCCUACUUAAAGAUCCACAUCAACUUAGCUCAUGAGUUCAAUCUCUCGGUUAUAGUGACUCCUACUGGAGAGCAAAUGGUAUAAAUGCACUGCCUUCUCUGACAUCCUUUCUCAGUGGUUCAGAGCAGCUUAGACAACCUCCUCCUGCCACCAUGCAAGAUCUGCUGUUCUUCUAAGUUUACGUACAGAAACAUACUUUUGAAUGCUACGGAAUCAUCAAAAAUCAACGUUAAAAAUCUCCUGGUACAGUUAUACUUCUCAAACUAAUGGUCUACAAUUUCUAGAGAAAUUGUGAGUAGGUACCUGCUUGGCUUUGGAAUUUUAUGCUUUUUUUUUUUUUCUUUUCUUGUUAGUAAGCUGCCAGACCCUAAGUCCUUUCAGGAUGGUGAUUAUUUUCUUGCACAGAGGAAGCGGGGAGAGGAGAAAGUGUUCUCUCACAUGCAGCUGAUCUGCUGGGGGAGCUGUGUUCUCUCCUUUAAGUCCUGGAAGGAGCCAAUGUUUGACAUAAAGGAUGCAGCUAGCACUCACACCUGGGCUGUCUGGCUUGGCCAAGAUCCCUCUGCUGUAGAGCAGCAAUGGUGCCAUUCCUAUACCCAUAGUCCCACCCUCCAGUGGAAGCCUUCCGGGUGUCAUACAUUGGUUCGUAGUCUGAUUCUGUUGCUUUGGUCUCUUUUUGGUUUAUAAAAUGUUAUCUAAGGCUAUUCAGUUUUCAUUCCCUGUCUUGGAAGUGAGACGGAAAUACCUCUCACAAAGUUCCUGGUGUGAGAAUUAAAGAAGCGAAGAUCCUUGCUCUUUAAACUGCUUAUCCUUAAAGAUGUAUUGAGUACUGCCUUCUCACCGAGAGAAUUAAUGGGAUAGCUAUUUGCCAAAUGUGGGGAUUUUAUGUAUAGUCUUGCUUAUUUUUGUUUUGUUUUGCUGUCAAUCUCUGGAUUGAUAGAUACCCCCAUCUCUUAAUCCAUGACAUUUACCUAAUUCAACUGUGCUACGUAAAAGCAACCGGCAUUGUAGAAGUAAACAAUACACUACGUAUAAACUUUAACGUGAUUAGUGACUUAAGCAAGAACAAGAAGUUGUCAUGUUCUACUAAGUUAUGUGAUAGGGGCAUGGCAUCCUUUCCAUGAGACCAUCAUGCAUCCAUCCACCCAUCUGUCCAUUCAUUGCUUAGCUCAUAUUCAAAACCACCCCACUUUAUUUGAUUAGACAUGUAUUUGUGUAGUAGGUUUAUUUAGACACUAGUGUUAUAUAAGUUUGCAUUUAUUUUUCUUGGGGAAAAUGGUAGAAUCUCCUCUAAUAUGAUCUGAGGUUGCGAGUGUUUUCUUCCUUCCUUCCUUCCUUUCUUCCUGUAACAAUUUAUUGUCUAAGUCUUUAAAAUAUAUAGAAUUGCUCCUACUUGAAUUGAAGCCGUAAUCGUUAGUCAUAUUUUUCAUUAUGUUCAAGAGUCUGCUUGCAUCUCUUGGCAGCAUGGUCAUGUCUCUGUCUUGGUUAAUAUGUUCAUGUCUCUUAGAGACAUCAUUUCUAAGAUGGAGCUUAACUGGAAGUUGGAAAUCACCUAAAAGGUGUGUGUGGUUAAUAUGUUGAAUGAACAUAUUAACCAAGGGUCUGCUUUCAAGAACUGUAGGAUUUGGCUAGUUACUGGUUCAGUUAUGUAAUCCAUUCACCCCCACAAGAUCUUACUGAAUAUCUCUCUAACUUUCUGGGACUAUUACACCAUUGCCUUGGGAGUGUAUGUGCAAAGAAUCCCCAGGUUUCUGUGACAUGGUACAUGUAAUGUUGCAAGCACCAAAUGUGCUUCACUUCAAAUAUCAAGGAACUCUUGGAGGAAAAAAAAAAUAACAAAUUGUCAACUAGAUGCUAGAAGAAAUAAAUGGUAUUGACAUCUUUUAGUAAUCAGUUUUAUUAUUUAAUAAAUAUUGAUGGCAAGUUUCACCAUCUACUGCGUUCCCAAUGAUGCUUGCUAGUUAAGUACCAGAGAGAGAGCUGGCCCUCUGUUUAGCCUGGCUGUCAUUUCAGUGAUGAAAGGAAAGGGACCUCAAUGCUAAGGUCCUAUUUGUUAAGUAUACACUGAUGCAAACCAGUCGAAGGCCUUACAAACUGGCUGCUUAAGAGCCAGACUUCUUUUUAAAUUAUCACAAAACACGUGGAUUCUUACAUACAGCUCCAGUCUGUGCUCGCCUCCCCCCCCUACACUUCACACUCAAGAUUUAUCACGAAUGAUAUUUCUGUCACCAAGACAUCUUCAGGGUCUGAGAUUGAAGAACUGUCUCAGUUGACAAGGCACUGACUUGAGUUCUUGUUGAGUGACACGUACUUCAAGGGCAGCAAAGCAAAACCCACACACCACUGGAUGACAGUGCAUCUUGCCUCCCUGGGCAUCAUUCACAAAGAACCCUUCAAAGUUGUACAUCUUUAUUUACCAAUACAAAUGUGCACUUUUGAAAUGUUAGAAUUUUUUUUGGCAUCAGCUAAUGAAUCCUAAAAGCUUAAUGUUCUAGUCCUAUUUGAACUAUUUUUCUUCCAUAUGUCAAGUCAAAAGACCUUAAAGUCUCUUUCACCUUAUCAAAUUAAAGUAUUUAGUGGUAUCCUUUCUUAAAGAAAUCAUAUCAUUACCUUUAAAACCAUGCAUUAUAGUCCAUUGAAGUAAGAGUUUAUAUAUAAUUGAUGGAGAGGCCUUUACAUCUUUGCAAAACGUGCAAGAAAAUAGAUUUAAUGAAGAUGAAAAGAGGUCAUUGUUUAUGGAAAUAGUCCAGAGCUUCUAGCAGUCACACCCAGAACAUUAGGUAAGAUCUAGAGGCAGUCCACUAAAUAAGGGGUUUCUCUGACAACAACGCAGGGACAAUAGCGACAAUCCCACCCCAACUUCUCUCUCCAAAUUCCAGCAUCCAAGUUCCGGUUUUCACACUGUGUCCUGUGGCAGUGGGCAACCUGGCUUUGGGUGUUAACACUGAGGGUGGUUUAAAAGGGUACAAAUAGGAUCCUGUCAGAUUGACAACUAACUGUUCUAAUGAGGAAAAAAUCCUCAAAGCAUGAAAUUUGAAUGAAAUGUGUGAUUAUAAUUCAAGUACUGUUUACACAAACCUCUGGGGACCUUCCGAAUAAAUGCAGAGCAAGUGAGUUAGACAAACCUCUGGGCCCUGUGGUCUGUGUGUGUGUGUGUGUGUGUGUGUGUGUGUUAGUGUGGGGGAAACUUUCCACCCUUAGCUAAGCCUCUACUCUUCAGUCCACUCCAGCCUUCCGUUGUCUAUUAAUACUGUAUGUGUUUUGUUACCGCGUUGAGUCGUAAGGAAAUAGGUGCUUUGCAUUAUUAAAGUUGAUUCUGAAGAGUAGAUGUGUGCUCAGUGGCAUUUGCCUCGGCAUAUGCAAAUGAUUUAGUUUCAUUUGGGAUCAAUUCCCAGAGGCCCUCCUUUCCUGUGGUGCUCUGAAUUUGGCAAGCUCAAGUCAGCCCAUCUUCCCCCCCUUCUUUCCUUUUUUUUUUUUAACUCCCCUUUUGUUAGUUGAUAUAUUUUUCAAAGGACAACAAAAAUAUUCCCCCUGCUUGGUAGAAACCUUGCAAUUCUAUUGUUCAGUGGUGAUCAAUGAAGGUGAAGGGAGGUUUUCGGUUUCCUAAAGUUUAGUAAAAUUUAAGUUUACAAAAAAAAAAAAAAAAAAAAAAAAACCGUGCGUGGAACGCUUGUUAAAAUAUUUAUGCAGAAAUCAGGCUCCUGGGGCGAGUCAAAACUAUGGUGGGGGGGGGGGGGUAGAAAAAACGUGGUCUCUAAGGUACCUUUUUAGGAAUUGACAGCUGUGAGCUAUUGGUAGAUUCGGACUUAACCAAUAAACUUGCCUUAGAACCCAGCAAACAAGCUUAAGUUGCAGCUGGGUUCUCCAUUGCCCUGACACUCCAGACUGCAGAGUGUAGUGUGUGUGGCUUUGGGGUGCUCAGCCUUAAGGAAGGGACGCCUGGCUUCAUGGCAUUUAGCUAGCUCGCUUUUGUCCACGCAGCCGGCUGCGGCGUGGCGAGGUGAAGUUCACCGGCGGCGGCCACCCCUCUGCCCCGGGUCUGAGAGCCUGGGGCUGGCAGAGCCCUGGGCCGGCCGCUUGGUUACUCUGUUUCAUUCCGCAACCCGGUUUUGUAGGUUGUUGACCAAGCAGCCAGAAAACACUGCCCCCUCUCUCUGUUUGAGCGAGGUCAGAGACGUGGUGGGUUUUUUUUCCCUUCCUCCACUACGCCCCCCCCCCGCCCCCCUUUCUCCGAAUCGAGUUCUCAGGCAGCUGCGUACAAUGCUGGGAGCUAGCCAGCAGCAGAGACAGAUGGCAGAGUUAUUAGAUGUGCAUCGUACGAUUCCCUUCCUGCCACUCGCUUUUUAAUCAAAUUAAAACAAAAAAGAAAGAGAGGGAGAGAGAGAGAGGGGGAGUCAAUUAACCGCAUUUGUAUUCUGCUCAAUAAUGGACCCUGUUCCACUUUUACCCUAAGGCAGUUGAGUGGAAAUUUUAGAGAAGAAAAGGGGUGCCUAAAACAAAAAACAAAAAAAAAAAAAAAAAAAGAGGGAGAGAAAGAGAGACACACAGAGGGACAGAGAGAGAGAGAGGGAGAGAGAGAGAGAGAGAGAGAGAGAGAGAGAGAGAGAGAGAGAGAGAGAGAGCGCAGAAGGGAAGCCUGCAGGAAUUUGUAAGAAUCGACAUUAUUCGAGGAACUGAACUGAUAAAAACCCCUCGGAAAAGUUGCAGCGAUCUCGAGUGCUCGGCUGCGGCGCUGCACAGGCCGGGCCGCCAUCCAGCCUGCGCGAACUUGAGCGUCUGACAGCAGCGCCGGGGCCUCCCCCGCCCGCCAGGAAUGGUCUCUUCCUGCUUUGCAUAUUCACCACGCUUGGCCCGGCCAUAUGGGAAAAUGCAACUGAAGGAAUUGUUGUGAAAAAAGGGACAGCGAGUUUGAAAUAAAAGUUGUUAGAGUGGUACUGAGGAGAAAAAAGAAUCCGAGGCCAUGUACUGCGCAUACACCAUCCCGGGCAUGGGCGGCAACUCUUUGAUGUACUACUAUAAUGGGAAAGCGGUCUACGCUCCUUCAGCCAGCACUGCCGACUACAACAGGGACUCGCCAGGCUAUCCUUCCUCCAAGCCAGCAGCCAGCACUUUCCCUAGCUCCUUCUUCAUGCAAGAUGGCCAUCACAGCAGCGACCCUUGGAGCUCCUCCAGCGGGAUGAAUCAGCCCGGCUACGGAGGGAUGCUGGGCAAUUCUUCUCAUAUCCCACAGUCCAGCAGCUACUGUAGCCUGCAUCCACAUGAACGUUUGAGCUAUCCAUCCCACUCCUCGGCAGACAUCAACUCCAGUCUUCCUCCGAUGUCCACGUUCCAUCGUAGUGGCACAAACCAUUACAGCACCUCUUCCUGCACACCCCCUGCCAACGGAACAGACAGUAUAAUGGCAAACAGAGGAACUGGGGCAGCAGGCAGCUCGCAGACUGGAGACGCUCUAGGGAAAGCCCUAGCUUCGAUCUAUUCUCCUGACCACACGAACAACAGCUUUUCCUCCAAUCCUUCAACUCCUGUGGGCUCCCCUCCUUCACUCUCAGCAGGCACAGCUGUUUGGUCUAGAAAUGGAGGACAGGCCUCGUCAUCUCCCAAUUAUGAAGGACCCUUGCACUCACUGCAAAGCCGAAUCGAAGACCGUUUGGAAAGACUGGACGAUGCGAUUCAUGUUCUCCGGAACCACGCAGUGGGCCCGUCCACAGCUGUGCCUGGUGGCCAUGGGGACAUGCAUGGGAUCAUGGGACCCUCCCACAACGGAGCGAUGGGUAGCCUGGGCUCAGGGUACGGAACUAGUCUUCUCUCAGCCAACAGACACUCGCUCAUGGUUGGGGCCCACCGUGAAGAUGGCGUGGCUCUGAGAGGCAGCCAUUCUCUCCUGCCAAACCAGGUUCCGGUCCCACAACUUCCGGUCCAGUCUGCAACUUCCCCUGACUUGAACCCACCCCAAGACCCUUACAGAGGGAUGCCACCAGGCCUCCAGGGCCAGAGCGUGUCUUCUGGUAGCUCUGAGAUCAAAUCCGACGACGAGGGCGAUGAGAACCUGCAAGACACAAAAUCUUCUGAGGACAAGAAAUUAGAUGACGACAAGAAGGAUAUCAAAUCAAUUACUAGGUCAAGAUCUAGCAAUAACGAUGAUGAGGACCUGACCCCAGAGCAGAAGGCUGAGCGCGAGAAGGAACGGAGGAUGGCCAAUAAUGCCCGUGAGCGCCUGAGGGUCCGAGAUAUCAACGAGGCUUUCAAGGAGCUUGGCCGUAUGGUGCAGCUCCACCUGAAGAGCGACAAGCCCCAGACCAAGCUCCUGAUUCUCCACCAGGCCGUGGCUGUCAUCCUCAGCCUGGAGCAGCAAGUUCGAGAAAGGAAUCUGAACCCGAAAGCUGCCUGUCUGAAAAGAAGGGAGGAAGAGAAGGUGUCCUCAGAGCCUCCCCCACUCUCCUUGGCUGGCCCACACCCUGGGAUGGGAGACGCAGCGAAUCACAUGGGACAGAUGUGAAAAGGUCCAAGUUGCUACCUUGCUUCAUUAAACAAGAGACCACUUCCUUAACAGCUGUAUUACCCUAAACCCACAUAAACACUGCUCCUUAACCCCGUUUUUUUUUGUAAUAUAAGACAAGUCUGAGUAGUUAUGAAUCGCAGACGCAAGAGGUUUCAGCAUUCCCAAUUAUCAAAAAACAGAAAAACAAACAAAAAAAUGAAUGAAAGAAAGAAAGAAAGAAAAAAAUGCAACUUGAGGGACGACUUCUUUAACAUAUCACUCUGAAUGUGCGAAGCGGUAUGUACAGGCUGAGACACAGCCCAGAGACUGAAUGGCAAUCCUCCCACACUGUGGAGCAAUGCAUUUGUGCCUAAACUUCUUUUGGAAAAAAAAAAUAUAAUUAAUUUGUAAGUCUGAAAAAAAUAUUUAAUUUAAAAAAAAAUUGUAAACUUGCAAUAAUGAAAAAGUGUACUUCUGAAGAAAACGACAUGAACGUUUUUGUUGGUAUUCACGUCAGCUAGUGUUUCUAAUUACCGGAUAUUGAAUAGGGGAAGCCCGGCUGCCCUCGUAACAAAACCAGCAAACGUCCUGAUGGCAACGAAGUGAUGACAUUAGCCAUUCCUUAGGGUAGGAGGGACAGAUGGAUGUUAUAGACCUAUGACAAAUAUAUAUAUAAAUAUAUAUAUAAAUAUAUAUUAAAAAUUUAGUGACUAUGGUAAGCUUUUGUUGAUUUGUUUCAGACUUUUUUCUCCUGUAAAAAAAUAGUACUGAUUAACUUUUUUAAAAGAAAGAUUUUACUGUAAAUAUGGAUUUUUUUUUUUGUCUGAUUUUUGUCCCUUCCCCCGGUUUGUUAUCGUAACCUGUAGUGCCAACUCUGCUUCCGGAGGGGCAGUGCAGGACGAAAUGCUGACCCUGAAGUUGCUUCUCAUUCACAAAUAGUAAAAAGUUGUUUCUCCAGUCUUUUGGGAACACAGGACUUAAAAGUCACAUCAUGUGUAGGAAUUACAUGCAGCAUUGCCCGGGCGAGGCAAAAAGCGUUUGUCUGGCUUGUGGCGCUGCCCUUGUUACCCUCCCCUGGGAUUUUCAGAGGUACACGGUUAGAAUGCUACAAUGUUACCACUGUGCCUUCCAAUGUUUAUAUCAUCGGAAACAUAACAUAAUCAAAGUGGCUGUGAUUUAACAAAAAAAACGAUUCAAGUGUUACCUACCUGUGUAGCCGAAGUAGUGUGCAGUGACCGAGACGUUUCUGAAUACAUGGUCAGAUUUUUUUUGGAAAAAAUACAAAAAUUAAAAAAAAAAAAAAAAAAGAAAAAAAGAAAAAAAAACUAAAAAAGAAAGUCAAGUUCAAAAACCGUCAAAUGAGAAAAUUGCAAGGAGUGUGACAGAGCUGAUUGAUUUUUGUUGCUUUCUUGAUUUUUUUUUCAAAAUGGGUUUACUAAAAAGUAGAUGACUUACCUGCCUCCUCCUUCGUCUGAAAAAAAAAAAAAAUGCCAACCAAUCAUGCAGCAUUAUAACAAGCCUUAUAAGCCCUAAAGCAUUAAGUUGCACUUUUGUGAGGAGGGGUAACGCAGUAUUCUCUCUGGCCAGUAUGAGUGAAGUUUAUACUUAACAUUUGAUAGAAACAUAGAUCAAACUACGGCACAGCAACUCAUCAGAUAGCUAGCGUUGACUCUGGGCACAAUUGAACCAAUUCCCAUCGUAAGUCUUUCCAACAAUGGACUUUGGUGUGUAGUGCAGUGAACACAUAGGACUCCUACGUAAGCAUUUGUCAGCAUCCUUUUGUCUCUAACUCGGUUCUGUUUUGACAGCCACACAAUCUUGGCAUGUAUUAAGGAAAAAAAAAAUCCCUGUUGAAGUAGUUUUUCCACCUAUCAGCACUGAGUAAAUGCCAUAACUCCGCGGAAAUGGUCUAAAUACCCCAUUUGUUGUCCUGAACUACCAGUUACAUAGUGACGAAACACAUCUGUAAAUUUUAUGCAACCAAUGGCAAACCUAUCAUUAUUUUGAAACUGUGUAUGUAAAAGUUAUAUUUUUACAUGUAGACUCUUGUUAUUAUGUGUUUUAAUACAUUGUAUCAGUUUUUUGUUUUUUUUUAAACUGUGUGGUUUUAAAAAGUCAUUUAAAUGAAAUAGUGAGCUACAAGAAUCUGAAAUUUAUGUUCAUUUCUGAAAAUGUAAGAACAAAUAAGAUAGUUACCACGUGGUCACCUUUUACAAACCCAUGAACAUUUUGAUUAGCUGUGUGCAUGUGUGUGCGUGUGUGCUCUUGCGCGUGUGUGUGUGUGUGUGUGUGUGUGUAUGUGUGUGUGUUGAAAAUUGUAAAUAUGUUCAGUAGCGAUAAAACUAAAAUGCUUUGAUUUGUUGAGAAGUUCCUAAAAUGUGGAGGUGGAUUGAAAAUGUAGGGGAAUAGCAGGAAUCAAAUCUCAUAAAAAGUUCUUCGGGGACUUUGCUGUGAUGCGGUGGCACAAAGGUGCUCCAAGAAGGGCAAAGAAGAAAGACAGUAACUUCCCCUCCUCCCUGAACGAUGGAAAACAUGUGUACGUGGUCUCUCACCAUGUUAAAGAUUUUCUUUCCGUGAUACAUUCUGCACUCAUUUUGUAUAGUCUGCCAAGGCGGGUAUCCCUAGGAACAAUAUUAUUAUAUAGGAAACAGGUAUCGUCCGAUCACAUUCAGGAGAAGCGUAUAGAAAAGAAUAUGGUGUUUACUCUUUAGGGAACUGGAAAUCCUCCCCGCAUUGAUGGAUAUCUUCAGAGUGGCACUUUUGAUACAUGUUAUCAUAAAGGUGCUUACUAAAGCAGAAUCAAAGUUUUUCAACUCUGUAAACAAAGCAAAAAAUUAAAUUUUUAAAUUAAAUCAUUUGAGAUUUUUUUUUUCAAUUGGUGCUUUUAUAUUUUGUUCUCACUCGGACAGAGAAAAAGCUGCAAUUUCAUGUUCUCACCAGCUUUGAUGUAUUCAUUACUUGGUAAUGUAAUAUGGCUAUUGUCAAAUUCCUUUUGGAAAUAAGCAAAAGACUCCCCAAAGGCCAGCAGCAGCUGCUGGCUACUUUCUGCUUGGUGCGGAAACCUGAUCUGACCCUCUUUGUAGUAAUCAGGUGUAUCUCCAGUUUUAAAAAGAAGGAGAAAGGAAAUGUGGCCGUUUUAACGUGUUGGUUUUGUUUUGUUUUGUUUUGUUUUGUUUUCCUUGUUGUUAUUUUGUAAUUAUCAAACCCAGGUAAGAUAUUGGUAUUCCUGCACUGGAUUUUUGAAAGAAACUUAGCAGAAGUCAGGAUUAAAAUACUACACAAACAUUUCAUAAGUGUUCAUCCUAUACUAGACAUACACGAAGGCGGUGAGGCUUAGGUGCAGGAUCGGUUUAAGAGACUUUGAAAGCAACUUGGAACAGUUGAUCCACCUCCACAUUAAAGUAAAUUAUGAAUAUGCAGAAUUAGGGAUCUGUCCAUCUUGGAGUUGUUACUCUUUUUGUCUUCUGUAUGGCAGUGAUGAACACUAAUGCUUUGACAGCUUUCAGCCCACCCAGUGGUCCAACUGAUUCCAAUUCAGUCUUCCGAUUCCUGGUUUUGUUUUGUCUUUCCACUUUUUUUUUCCUAUCUUGAUUUUAUUGUUAUUGUUAUUGUUAUUAUUAUUAUUAUUAUUAUUAUUAAUAUUCAUGAUGUUUGUUUUGAUGAGGGAUUGGGAAGUGGGAGGGAGUCGAACUGAGACUAGGGGCUGAGAGGAUUUUUUUUUUUCCAUCUUUGCAUCCAACAGGCAGAAUAUGGUCUGUGUCCAAAACGGAACUUAAGUCAGGAAGGAAACCAUUCAGCAUAAACAAGCACAACAUGUAGUCUGCCGGCUGACUGGAAGCAUAAAUAAAUAAAUAAAUAACACAUACGGAGGUGAAGAUGGAAUGUGCUGGAUUCCAAGACAAUGGGGCACCAAGGCCUGAGGGCCUCCUCUUGACUUUGCUUUGGUUAUGUUUGUUUUCUUUAGAGAUGUCUUUUCUCAUGGGACUUGAAGUGACUCAUCUCUGUGCAGUACUGGUUUCGCCAUAUGCUCAUUUCAAGUAUUAUAGACAUAUGUAAUGGUGAAAUAUAUGAACUGUGGCCUUUUUCAUUCUUGUUACUUGUGAUGCAAUUAAGUGAAGAUAAGAAAAAAAAAAAGCAGAGAUUUACCAUGUAUCAGUGCCUGGCUUUUUGUUAUAAAGCUUCGUCUGUCUAGUGCUCUUUUUGCUAUAAAAAAUAGACUGUAGUACACCCUAGUAGGAAAAAAAAACUAAAUUUAAAAAUAAAAAAAUAUAUUUGGCUUAUUUUUCGCAGGAGUAAUCCUUUUAUACCAUGGAUAUUACAAAAAAAAAUGUCAGAUUCUGAGUAUUUCUUCUUUGUAGAUUUUUGGAAUCAUUAUGAGUAAAAGUUUGUUACUUUAUUUUGCUAUUUAAAAGAUGUUAUUUUACCAUGUGUUACUGAAAGGAAACUGUAUGGUAGAGCUUCUGUUUGUUUUUGUUUUCAGGUUUUUUUUGUUUGUUUGUUUUUAGUUGUAGGUCGCAGUAUGAACUUUUUUUUUGUUUCUCGUUAUGUUUUGUUUUGUUUUUGCGACUGUACACAUAGCUGCAGCAUUAAAAACUUUUAAAAAAUUGUUUAAAAAAAAAGAAAAAAAGGGAAAACGUUUUAAAAAAAAAGAUAAACAGUUACACCUUGUUUUCAAUGUGUGGCUGAGUGCCUCAAUUUUUUCAUGUUUUUGGUGUAUUUCUGAUUUGUAGAAGUGUCCAAACAGGUUGUGUGCCGGACUUCCUUCAAGAGGCCCACAGCCCAGCUUGGUCUAGACCUGUUCCCAUCUGUAGUUACUCGAUGAAGUCAUGUACAUGACCGUUCUGUAGCAAUAAAUGUGCCAUUUUUAUAAAC
This is a messenger RNA of Mus musculus (house mouse), 35215 nucleotides long. RefSeq names its product transcription factor 4 (gene Tcf4). Gene Ontology annotation, biological process: positive regulation of neuron differentiation; positive regulation of DNA-templated transcription. Bases 28826 to 30361 code for a protein of 511 amino acids. Gene Ontology annotation, molecular function: protein heterodimerization activity; DNA-binding transcription factor activity; E-box binding. Gene Ontology annotation, cellular component: beta-catenin-TCF complex; nucleoplasm; beta-catenin-TCF7L2 complex. NCBI's taxonomy places the organism in Eukaryota, Metazoa, Chordata, Mammalia, Rodentia, Muridae. The transcript is spliced from 13 exons. The record is from RefSeq and is a predicted model, not a curated record.